ACACAGCAUGUUGCUUACUUUAUCCUCUGGUUCUUUCGACCGGAUCAUGCUUUCGCGAUUUUACGGACGGACGGGGUUGGGGGAGUUUUCACAUCAACGCGAUGACGAGCUGGUUCUGAUUCUCGACAUCGGCAUAUUGAUAUCAUGAGCAUGCAUGGCGUCUGGAAAGUUUUUACAUUCCUGUUUUCCGUACCUUUUUACCCGGCAUCUUCGCUCUCUAUUCCAUGUAAAGCAUCUUAGCCGCCAGCCAGAAAAGUGGGUUUUUGUCAUUUUUCUGUUUUACCAACACAUCACAACCAGCGAGGAGUAUGGUUACGACCAGAUCCUCGGAAGAGGGCUUAACAUUUUUACUGCACAACCAGCGGCGGAUAUACCCUUUAGAUGCCGGUGAGGGCUUGGACUUGAAGUCCCAUUUCAAUUCUCCUCCGCAUGGA
This is a messenger RNA of Lindgomyces ingoldianus, 434 nucleotides long. RefSeq lists its product as uncharacterized. NCBI's taxonomy places the organism in Eukaryota, Fungi, Ascomycota, Dothideomycetes, Pleosporales, Lindgomycetaceae. Bases 155 to 391 code for a protein of 78 amino acids. The transcript has a single exon. The record is from RefSeq and is a predicted model, not a curated record.